Aureobasidium melanogenum CBS 110374 is the source of this 2388-nucleotide messenger RNA. RefSeq lists its product as uncharacterized. NCBI's taxonomy places the organism in Eukaryota, Fungi, Ascomycota, Dothideomycetes, Dothideales, Saccotheciaceae. The record is from RefSeq and is a predicted model, not a curated record. Bases 1 to 2388 code for a protein of 795 amino acids. The transcript is spliced from 2 exons.
AUGGAAGCAAAUCCACCGUCUUAUGGACAGGCCACUACAGUAAAUGCCUGGGAUCUCAUUGCCGGCUACAUCCCUUCCUCAGACCUUUGCUCUGCCGCCUUGGUAUGCCAGCAAUGGCAUGCAACUUUCGCUCCUCAUCUGUGGGGCAAUCCUGCCUCUCACUUUGGAGAUGAGAAUGACAGAGUCUAUGUCGCUUUGACUCGAUUCAUUCGUACCCUUCCUUGGGCUAGACGUGCUGUCCGGUCUUUGACACAUACACUUCAUCUCCCUCCAGCACAUGCUGAGAUCUAUAAUGGACCACAUGCCGACUGGCUAAGAGAGGUACUCGAAGGUCUGCCGAACCUGCAGUCAUUAAUUGUUCGCGGCUUGCCAUUCUUCGAACAUGCAUCUCUAAAUGCACUGAGAUAUACACGACUCUCUGGUAAUAGGAACCAGCUAGUGCCUGCUCAGACACCUUUUGGGCUGCGAUUGCUGGACGCCUCAGUAUGUAGCAAUGUCACUGCAACAGGAUUGCAGCAGGCUCUCAGACGUUUUGAUGCCUUGCUAUACCUCGAUCUUUCAUGGACUUAUCCUGCGAAGAGCCCCGAAGUGCUCAGAGGACUCAGCCAGUUCCGUGGUCUGCAGGUUUUGAAGCUGCGAGGUAUAUCAUUGAAAGAUGACGACGUGCUCAUAUUGGCAAAUGCGAUCAAAACUCGACUUCGGAGCUUGGAUCUUCGGAACAAUCAACUGACAGAUCGGAGUGUACGUGUCUUGCUCGAGCAGUGCUUCACACUGCCGCCGCGGAGAGAUAACGAUGGUCGCGUCAUGUCACCCUCGUUACUGCCAUACCUGGGUGCUGAGAUGCUGUCAACCUACCGAGGAGUCAACUUUGAAGCCUUCCUAAGAAACGAGUUCACGAAUAAGUUUGUUGGACGCUUAGCUAUCGAAGACGCCCCAGAGAGCGGCAUCACUCAUCUCUAUCUUUCGGACAAUCAACUCACUGUCGAGGGGCUUUCAGGAUUGAUUAGGUCUGGGAGACUGCAUGUGCUCGACGCUGGUAGUCUUUUACCUGCGAUGACCUCGCGAGAUGGUUCAUUCAGUAUGAGUUUUCCCAGCCUAGCGAAGCUGGUCCCUGUGUUGGCCGAGUCAGCAAGUCACAGCCUGACGUAUUUGAGGAUUGAUCACAGUCUGGUUACUGAAGAGCCACCGGCAGUGCAGGAGAAUAUCAACAAGUCGCCUCCUCAACGCUGCGAACUUGCCGAUACCUCGAAUUACCCUGUUGGAGUCGCUGAGCUGGAUCACGAUACAGAAAUUUAUGAGAUGAUGGGUGACACGUCCUUUCCAACCGAGGUCUCUGGAGACGCAGUCCCCAUUGUGGUGACACCUUCAGCAUUCGAAAAGCCUACCGCGGGGGCACACAAAGCACGAAGGGGAAGCCAAGAUCUUCCAAUACCUGUUCAGACGGAAGAUAUUCAUGAAUCUGGUCUACACGUAAUCACGCUUGAGCGAGAAAACGACAGUUCACUGCCUGUUCUCGAGGAGACAUUGACUCCUACUUCAAUGCUUCCCUCCCACGGUAUCGGUCGUAGUUACUCCUCAAUCGUCAAAGAGCGCAAGAGUCGAUUACAAGCACACCUGAUCCAGGCCAAGAGCUUCCACCCUGGCAUCCUACCUCAUCUGACCACCCUAGUCCUAACCGAAGUCCCACCAUCUACACCAACACCAGAAACACCUCAAAGACUAAUCUCGUUCAUCCAUUCCUGCGCCGAAGAAACCUCCCUAGCAAAACUCCAAGCCCAACUCGAUUGGACCCUCCCACCUGGUCGCAGAACAAGCCACUCACACCAAAAAGAAUUGCUUCGCAAAUCAUUUGCUCUCGAGCAAGUUGUUCUUGAAGUAGCACCAUACACCUUGGACCAGAAGAAGAACGAAGCAGCUAGUGCAUGGAGACACCGAGGCACUAAAUCCAUGACUCAAGACCAAGAUAGUGAGGCUUUAUGGGCAGCUUCCCAAACAGAUUUUUCCUUCUUUGGCGAGGGCGAGACGAAUAGUUUGGACACUUUUCUCGAACCACCUAAACCACUAAGCAUCAUGUCUGGCAUGGAAGUUUCUGUUAAUUCUCCAUCAUCAUCUUCCCACCACUCCCCACCCCAACCCGCCACCGACUCAAGCCCCAAACCAGAAAUCGACGUGAUAGCACAACUCUCCAAAUUUCGCAAAGCAACAAAGACAGAAUAUCAAUCCCGUCUAGCAAAAGGAGAAGAAGAACCAACAGUAGAAGGAUUCUGGGAUGGUAAUAUUAAGGUGGUGAGGAAAGCAAAGGAUGUAAUAGAUCCAAAGUUCGAAGAUGAUGAGGUGUGGGCUGAUUAUUAUGGCAAUCGGUUCUCGAAUGGGUAUUUGUAUCGAUAG